AUGACAACUUUCACUGGCAAGACCUUUCCCGUUCAGGGAAUCCCAUCAAAUGCCAAGCCGGAGACCAAGAACAUCCCGUAUGUUCCAGGUCUUCCCUGUCGCCAUGACAUAUCGGAGUUCUUCCCCUCAGAUGUCCCCUUGAAGCAAAAGCAGUGGACCUUGAUGGUCCUCGGGAUGAAUCGUUUCAAGGCUCUUGGAGUAGAGAAAAAGCUCUCAUACUUCCAGGUCGCUGGGAUUCAUGCCUAUCCUCUGCAGUCCUGGGACGGUGCCGAGCCUCCCCGUAAAGACCCCGAGUGCCCCAAAGACUUGCCUCCUGGUGCCAACCCCUACGGAGGCUACUGCGAGCACAACACAAUCACGUUCCCCACUUGGCACCGGCCCUAUAUGCUCCUCUUUGAGAAACUCAUCUGGCAGCAUAUGAAGGAGAUCAUCGCCGAAUGGGGCCUUGAUUCCGCUGACGCGGCCGAGUGGCAAGAAGCAGCUGAUGCCUGGAGACUUCCUUACUGGGAUUGGGCCCGAAAGCAAAAGUACAACGACAAGUAUUCCCUCCCUCUUAUUCUUACAUUCAAAGUCGUCACUGUUUAUCCCCCUGAUCACCCCAAGGGAUUAACUGGGGUGACGAACCCGUUUUACGAGUUCAAGAAUCCAGAAACCGAAAAUGGAAAGCCAGACGGUGUACCUAGGGCAUUUGGAAACAUGCCAGAGGAAAAGAAGCAAUGGAACAUCCACGACAACCCCAAGGGGCUUCCUUGGAGCAAGUGUUCUGCCACCAGUCGAUACGGCCUUUUCAGCGAAGAUGGCAUAAACUUCAGGGGCUUGGAAGGUUACAAUAACUUUGAUCAGGCCAAUUACAUCCUUGACAAUUUCGAUAAGAACUGGUACAACCCCUACGACCCGAAGAACGAAGAUAGGAAGAAGCUAUUUAAGCCUCCGGGAACAUUGGCAGAUGCUGUCAAUCGUCUGUUCUCCAAGAAGUAUACCGAUUCUUGGGAAACGUUUGCCAGCACUAAAUAUUGGAAAGAAAGCUGCCAGAAAGUCAGUACUGGUUAUCUGUCGCUGGAGUACAUCCACAACAAUGUCCACAAUCUCACGGGCGGCUCCAACUAUAGCGAGCCGGGAGAAGAGGAUAUCGGAGGCUACGGACUUGGUCACAUGUCAGACGUGCCCGUCUCGGCCUUUGACCCUGUCUUCUGGUUACAUCAUUGUAACAUCGAUCGUCUACUUGCUAUGUGGCAGUCAUUGAACUGGGGAGCCUGGUUUGACGAGCCUGACUUCCUCAAAGGCACCGGGAAAGUUGAGGAUAAGACACAAUAUGACAACCUCCUACCAUUCCACGCGAUUGAGACCGAGGACCCAACAACUGGAUAUUGGACAUCCCGCCUUGUGAAGGACUGGACCAAGCUAGGUUAUCAGUAUGACGACCUUCGCCCUCAGCCGGAUGCGAUCUUACCUGAGGGAGGUUUGAACGAGGAGAAGUUCAAGAGUGACCUCGAAAAACAUAUCCAGGAUAUCUACCCAAGUAUUCAGAUGUACUAUGACGCCCUAUUGAAGGACAAGAAGGUCUCUAACGUCGACUUCUUUGGACCUCACAAUACGGACAACGAGACUUGGAACGACUUUCUUAUCAAUGUCAUCUACGAUCGCUAUGCCCUAGAUGGUAGUUCAUAUACUAUUCAAUUCUGGCUUGGUGGUGACGGAAAGGACCUCGAUACAACAUUCCGAGACAGAGAGAAUCUAAUUGGUUCAGUAUAUUCAUUUGCCGGGCUUGAACCAGUUGUUGAGAGCUGCUCCAACUGUGCCAGCCAGAAAGAGAAGAAGGUCCUCUCUCGCGCUCAAGUUCUUCUGACGAUUCCCAUUAUCCAUCAGGCGCUGGAUAAACGCUUCGAACACAUUCACUCCACCAUGACGGAGCAAGUUGAAGAGUACCUUGAGAAACAUCUUCACUGGAAGUUUGUCGAGAUCGGAGGAAAGGUCAGGCCUGCCAGUGACUUUCCCAACACCACCAUUUCCGUGUUGAAAGGCACUGGUAAGCGCCAGGCUGAGGAUGCAGCGCUUCCACCAGUGUACGCUGACUACAGACCUCUGUAUAAGCCUACUGAACUGAAGGCCUGUGGCGUCAAAGAAGGAGAAGGUCUUUUGGGAGUUGCUGCAAACUUGAACUUUAGAACUUUCUAG
Messenger RNA from Fusarium subglutinans, 2175 nucleotides. RefSeq lists its product as uncharacterized. Gene Ontology annotation, molecular function: oxidoreductase activity. The coding region runs from base 1 to 2175 and encodes 724 amino acids. Lineage: Eukaryota; Fungi; Ascomycota; Sordariomycetes; Hypocreales; Nectriaceae. The record is from RefSeq and is a predicted model, not a curated record. The transcript has 5 exons.